UUUUCUGCGACGCACUUGCAACAACACUUCUAUUUAUGAAUUUGAUUUCUAAUAUUCCUUUUGUCAUGCUUUGUUGCCAGCAUGCUUCAUUGAUGGCAAGGACGUGAAAGUAGGAGAAUACCAUUUCCGUUCGUUUGAACCAGAAACAGGAGGCGUUCGUCAAAGCACUGCUGUUGAGAUUAUUUUUGCCAUUGAUGAAAGUGGUUCAAUGGUAGAUGACCAUGAGUGGUUUAACUCCGCGUUUAUCGAUGAAACCAACAGUAGGCUGAGAGAUCAUUAUCAAAUUGGAGUGUCAGGAGUAAAGAACAAGUUUGGAUUAUUAGUAUUUGCAAGCCAUGAUCGAGUACCACAUGAACAUGGUUAUUGGUUGGUACAGAGUAGUGAGGCCAUCGAGUUCGACUUCGUUGAAUUGUAUCACAAUGGAAAGGUUGAGGAUGGAUAUAUGGCAAUUCGAAUGGCAGCCGAAUAUCUAAAUAGAUCACCACAGGUGAGCGGAGUCGAAAGAAUCAUAGUUUUAGUGACUGAUGAAGACAGGGAUAAUGUGAUGAACAGAGUCAACAAAACGUCACUAUUGGCCUACCUUGGUGCAUCAUCCAUUCGACUUGAUGUAGUUGUUACUAACUCUUUUGAGUCAGACAAUGGCACAGCAGCAAUUGGUGUUGGACCUAGAAUUGCAAACUAUCCAGCAUUUAUUCUUCGUCACGGUGAUGACCCAUUACCAGUAGGUGGUAAAAGUAUAGACGAUUCUGGGCAUGGCAGCACUUUAUCCGAUUACAUCGAUUUAGCAUGGAUGCUUUGUGGAGUAGCGUGGGACAUCAACGAGGUGAAAAGGCACAGUCCAUCAGAUAAAGAUCAUUUUGGAAGAGACUUCACAAAGUACUUCAGUAAGAGAAUCCACGAUAUCCAAUGUGGUUCUCCAGAACCGGUUGUAGCCGCUGCUUGUCGUUGGUGCACAUGUCAGUCAAGUCCUCGAUUAGCAGAGUAUUGUAGUUCAACAGAUGGCAUUUCAGAUGGAGAGUGUAGAGCUGGCAGCUUUGGUUAUCGUCAAAUUGCAGGAAUAGAUGAACCACCCUCUGAAGAGGUGCUUAUACAGUUUGCCACAGCGAGUCCAACAGUACGGCAAGUGGAGGUUUCUGGUACUAGUUUUUUUUUUUUUGAUGGAGCCCCAACUGAGACCAAACAAUUGCGUGAUGAACCGGGUGUAAGAGAAGGAAAUCAUGAUGGGACCCAUGUACAUAUGAAAGAGACUGGCGACACCAUAGAGAUACAGGUAGUUGAUAAGUCAAAUGAGUCGUCAUCUGAACAUACAUCACAUGAAGAUGAUCAUAAAACGGACUGGAAUGAGGUUUGCUCAAGGGGGGCUGUUAAACUGUUCUCAUCUUCAACAUUGAACUUUGAUCAACAUUUCUUCAAGAGAUCAAAGAAGCACGUGGUGACAUUCUGCUUUAAGACCAUACUCCCCAAUGGUGUUCUGAUGUGGGUGCAACAGAGACGACCACAACAAGGCCACAUACUUAUUCAAGUGAUGAAUGGAAGGGUGCAAGCAAGGAUGGACCUGGGAUCUGGAACUAACGUUUUGAUACACAGUGUGACAGUUAGCGAUGGCAAAUGGCAUAAAGUUAUGUUCAGAAGGAAAGGUAAUGUGGCGGAACUCAAAUUAGAUGGCAACAGAAGAGUCACUAUGGUCGUGGGUGACAGUGAAGACAGAGAAGUGACAUUCAGAGCCAACAAACAGUGGUACAUUGGCAAGGCUAACUCCAAGAAUAUAUUCGGUGAUAUUGCACAACCACUGACUGGCUGUAUCAGCAGUGUAAGAGUGAACAAGAAGAAGAUCAGGCUCGAAAAGGAUGCCAUCGACAAAGUCGACGUUUUCCCCUGCUAGUCACCUCCAUGACUUUUUCUCUAAUUUUAAACGGCGUUGGAUAACUACAGUAGCUUAUGUGUGGCAAAAUAGCUUCGUACAUUUAGGUUCUGGUUGUGUUUUUGGUAAGACAGUAUUGGUAUUAGUAUUAGUUCUUAUUUCAUAGUCUUGUAAGGUCAUCUACUGACUGAGGCAUCUUGUCUCUAGGUAUAAUCUAGCAUUAUAAGUGUUGCGUUUUCUAUCC
Molecule: messenger RNA, 2105 nt
Organism: Corticium candelabrum
Lineage: Eukaryota; Metazoa; Porifera; Homoscleromorpha; Homosclerophorida; Plakinidae
Exons: 8
Coding region: 209-1882 (557 amino acids)
Source: RefSeq, a predicted model, not a curated record